AUGACUAUUCCAUAUCCCUUACUGGCCCCAGACUGCUAUGGGAUGACCAUCCCCAGACAAUCCUGGCAGGACAGGAACCCUCGACACCUGGACCGCGCUCAUGUGGAAGCCGUGUUUCGCGAGAUGAGGGCGCAAAAGUCCCAGCCAGUCUUGAAUCAAAGAAAAGAGCUGCCAAACCGCGCGGGCUGGAGAGAGAAACUCUCACGAAAAUUCAGCCGCGGAUGA
Aspergillus lentulus is the source of this 225-nucleotide messenger RNA. The record is from RefSeq and is a predicted model, not a curated record. Lineage: Eukaryota; Fungi; Ascomycota; Eurotiomycetes; Eurotiales; Aspergillaceae.